Molecule: messenger RNA, 1448 nt
Organism: Ectocarpus sp. CCAP 1310/34
Lineage: Eukaryota; Phaeophyceae; Ectocarpales; Ectocarpaceae
Source: the annotation of a GenBank genome assembly
AUGCAGCGGCUGCCAGAUAAGAAUACUCGCAGGGGAAGGGAGGGAAGAGGGGGGAGUGAUCCCAGGGUAGAGAGUAUUGGAUUUGGGAGGGAGUUGAAACAGAGGGGUCUGAUUCUUGACCGUCACCUCGAGACAAUCAAAGCACACGUGAAGGCGGGCAACUCCGUUGCGAAGAAGCGAUGGGACGCCAUCGAGAGCGCGUGGGGGCUGAAGCAGAACGGUGUCUUCGACGACGAAGAGUGGGUCACGCAGAUUGACGGCGAAACGCAGGGUAUUACCAGCAGCACCCGCCUAUCCUCUUCAUCCCAACAAGAUGCCGGCAGCGCGCGAGGUGCUGCACCGCCGUCUCAGCACCCACCUGCUGCUGCAGGUACCGCGAGGAGAAAGGCCGUGGAUCGCGGGAAGCAAGCUAGGGAGAGAGCUGCCAAAGGCACUUUAGACGGCAACAUCUGCAACGCGUUCGCGAUUGGCAGCCGAGGACCGAUUGAGCGGACUCGCGGUGGAGUGAAAGAGCUCAUAUCCGGUAUAAGCUUCCCACCUCCGACCCCGGAGUCACGCCGAUCUUGCCCUCACUGUCCCAUGACCUUCGUGAACGAGCAAGGCCUUGGGAUCCACGUGAGAACGCAGCACAGCAGUGCAAACAUGUCCAACGGCGUGCGGCUGCGGCGCAUGUUACGGAAGGAUGUCGGAGGGAGUGUCCUGCCGUGGGAAGCAGCCGGGCCUGGGCGUUGUUGGCACGUGAAGUUCGAUCAUGCGACGGGGACGGCUUCGUUUGUCCUCCAGCGGAAGCGCUUUCUCGAUCUCGACUUGGAUAGCGACGGCUUUAUGGACCGCAAACCCAAGGACACUCGUGGGGCUCCCAAGCGCAGGCGAUACGACUUCAGGGUCAAAGCCCACGCUGUCAACCAGCUGCGCAUCCUCCAGGACAACGCCGAAGACCUCUGGAAGGACGAGCAGCGCACGCCUCUUCAGUUCUUGGAGGAUCGUCUCAAGAUUCCCUACAGCAAUAUAGUGAAGUGGGCCAAAAACGAGAAGGAAUUGGUCGCGGCGGCAGCCGAUGACGUAAAGAAGAGCCUCCUCGCCAAACAGCAGCCUAAGCGGUGGUUUCCUGAGGCAGAGAAUCGACUGUACAAGGGAUUUCUUUUGCGGCAUGGAGUGCUCGUUAGGCUGGGCAUGGGGUGGUUUGGAGGGCUGAUCACUCAACAAUCUCAGAAGGACACUCGCCACCUGUACGACUACUGUGUGCAGCUGGAGCUAGACCAGAGUAAGCGCAAGAUGAAGUUGCCCUUUGACAAGUACAGCGGAGAUUCGGAUGCGGCUGUAGGCUCCUGGGUUUUGCUUGAGAGCAUUAGUAGAUCAGGAAGGGUACGCAGGACCAACGUCACCCUUGUGGACCAAGAAGGUUGACAGUUGCUGCUCCAUGCCUUGGUAUUUUCUUGUAUCGACAG